Molecule: messenger RNA, 864 nt
Organism: Schistocerca cancellata (South American locust)
Lineage: Eukaryota; Metazoa; Arthropoda; Insecta; Orthoptera; Acrididae
Product: trophinin-like
Exons: 1
Coding region: 1-864 (287 amino acids)
Source: RefSeq, a predicted model, not a curated record
AUGAGUUCUGCCUUCGCAAGGAGUGCUGCCUUCGCAAGGAGUGCUGCCUUCGCAAGGAGUGCUGCCUUCGCAAGGAGUGCAGCCUUCGCAAUGAGAGCUGCCUUUGCAGGGAGUGCUGCCUUCGCAACGGCUGGUGCCUUUGCAAGGUGUGCUGCCUUUGCAAGGAGUGCUGCCUUCGCUAGGAGUGCUGCCCUUCUAAGGAGAGCUGGCUUCGCAAGGAGUGCUGCCAUCGCUAGGAGUGCUGCUUUCGCAAGGAGGGCUGACUUUGCAGGGAGUGCUGCCUUUGCAGGGAGUGCUGCCUUCGCAAGGAGUGCUGCCUUCACAAGGAGUGCUGCCUUCGCAGGGAGUGCUGCAUCCACAAGGAGUGCUGCCUUCGCAAGCAGUGCCGCCUUAGCAAAGAGUGCUGCCUUUGCAAGGAGCGCUGCCAUCGCAAGGACUGUUGCCUUCGCUAGGAGUGCUGCCUUCGCAAGGAGUGCUGCCUUCACAAGGAGUCCUGCCUUCGCAGGGAGUGCUGCCUUCGCAAGGAGUGCUGCCUUCGAAAAAUUGCUGCCUUCGCAAGGAGUGCUGCCUUCCCAAGGAGUGCUGCCUUCCCAAGGAGUGCUGCCUUCCAAGGAGUGCUGCCUUCCCAAGGAGUGCUGCCUUCCCAAGGAGUACUGCCAUCGCAUGGAGUGCUGCCUUCGCAAGGAGUGCUGCCUUCGCAAGGAGUGCUGCCUUCGCAAGGAGUGCUGCCUUCGCAAGGAGUGCUGCCUUUGCAAGGAGUGCUGCGUUCAGAAUGAGUGGUGCCUCCGCAAGGGGUGCUGCCUUCGCAAGGAGUGCUGCCUUUGCAAGGAGUACUGCCUUCGCAAUGUGUGCUGCCUUCGCUAG